This is a messenger RNA of Myxocyprinus asiaticus (Chinese sucker), 4704 nucleotides long. RefSeq names its product rabenosyn-5-like. The coding region runs from base 158 to 2383 and encodes 741 amino acids. The record is from RefSeq and is a predicted model, not a curated record. The transcript has 12 exons. Gene Ontology annotation, molecular function: metal ion binding. Lineage: Eukaryota; Metazoa; Chordata; Actinopteri; Cypriniformes; Catostomidae.
CACCCAAUAAACUGACAUAUGAUCAGCUUUACUGCUCACUGAAAAGUGUGUCCGCGCUCAAUAUAGAUAUAUAUAUAUAUAUAUAUAUAAAUGUGAACACAGAAGAAGAAGAAGUGAUGGAAAGUGUUUUAGAAUAACCACAGAAUCAGCUGAGCUCAUGGCCUCAUUAGAGGACACAUGUGAGGUGAAGGAGGGCUUCUUAUGCCCACUCUGUCUGAAAGAUCUCCAGUCUUUCUACCAGCUGCAGGAGCACUAUGAGGAGGAACACUCCGGAGACAACAGACAUGUUACUGGACAGCUGAAAAACCUGGUGCAGAAGGCAAAGAAAGCCAAAGACAAGCUGUUGAAGCGGGAUGGAGAUGAGCGGACAGAGAGCAGCUAUGAGUCCUUUUACUAUGGAGGAGUGGACCCUUACAUGUGGGAGCCGCAGGAGCUCGGAGCCACCCGCAGCCACUUGGACUCUUUUAAGAAGCACAGAGCUGCACGAAUAGACCAUUAUGUCAUUGAACUCAACAAAUGCAUCAUACGACUGGAAAAGCUGACCUCCUUUGACAGAAGCAACAUGGAUGCGGCACAGAUAAGAUCACUUGAGAAAUCUGUAGUGCCAUGGGUAAACGAUAAGGAUGUGCCGUUUUGCCCUGAUUGUGGAGGAAAAUUCAACAUCCGUAACCGGCGCCAUCACUGCCGUCUCUGUGGGUCCAUUAUGUGUAGGAAGUGCACAGAGUUUGUGCCUCUGCCGCUGGCAUAUAAGUUAACCAGUGGAACAAAGGAGGCUCUGUGUGCUCCUGGCAGUCCGGGACAGAGCGGUUCUCCUGGAGCACAGGUGACGCAGCAGAUCCCUCGCCGCGGCUCCAUUAGCAGCAUCUCCUCCAUCACCUCUGUGUUAGAAGAGAAAGAUGAAGACCAUGUGCGCUGCUGUCAUCACUGUAUGGACUCACUGCUCCGCCAUCAGCGCAAACUCGAGGAGAAAGACCACGUGCCUGAUAUCGUCAAACUCUACGAGAGGUUGAGGACAUGUAUGGAGAAGGUUGAAGCUAAAGCGCCAGAGUACACGCGCAUGGCAGAGUCGCUCAAUUCUGGAGAGACGACCUAUAAUCUUGAGAAUGCAGCUGGACUCAGAAUGGAGAUACAAAAAUACUAUGAGCUCAUCGAUGUUCUGAGUAAGAAGAUUCUCACACUUGGGUUAAAAGAAGAAGUCCAGCCACACCCGAAAGCUCUCCAGCUGCAAAGGAUGGUGCGAUAUGCAGCUACACUUUUCAUACAGGAGAAACUGUUGGGUCUGACGUCCCUCCCCACCAAGGAGAAAUACGAGGAGCUGAAGGAGAAGAGGAGGGAGGAGCAGGAGAAAAGGGUUCAACAGGAGAGACAGGCCGCCCUGGAGGCACAAAAGCGUCGAUCUGAAAAUGAGAAGAACCGACUGGCCCUCAGUACAAACGGGGAUGUUCCUCGUCACCGCAUGACCAAAGCUGGUGGCUGGCUGCCACAAUCCGACACCCUGCACACUCGCUCUGAACUGGACGACCCUCUACUACAACAGAUUGAUAACAUCGAGUCAUUCUUACAGCAGGCACGCUCUGCAAACCGUACCGAUGAGGUAGCCAUGCUAGAGGAGAACCUACGGCAACUCCAGGACGAGUUUGAUGCCCAGCAGACCAGCCGAGCUAUCAAGCUUUCACAGAAGCUGGCUGAGGAGACAGACCUACAGCAGAGACAGAUCGAACAUCUACAGCAAAGAGAGCUUGAGAACAAAGCCCAUAUGAGAACUUCCUCUAUGGAUUUCAGAGACCGAGGAAAUGUUCAGAAACGACAAGAGGAGGAAGGUGAUUUGGAAGAACAUUUGAUUGCAAGCCCUGGGUCUAUAACUCAUUCUGUGAAGUCUUUCCCAUGUCUGCUAGAAAACUCUCCACCCUUGGAGAGGCAAAGAGACGAACAUACACCAACCCCACCAUCAAAAAACCCCUUUGAUGAGGAAGAGCCAAGCAACUCCUUGAACAAAGAGUUUCGGAGGGAACAUAAUCAGGCAGCCAAUGGAAAGAAAGGGUACAACCCUUUUGAAGAAGAUGAUGAAACUGAGGAUCCAGACACAGGUAAGACAUCUGGAAAUCCUUUUGAAGAUGAGGAUGAUGAUGAAGAUAAAGGUAACCCUUUUAAAGAGGGUUCAAAUGAGACUCCGGCUGCCUCAAGUAAUCCGUUCGAUGAAGACGAUGAGGUCUCUGCAAUGGACGAUAUGAUUGAGGAAGAGCUACUGCUACAACAGAUAGAUAAUAUCCGGGCAUAUAUCUUUGACGCCAAGCUAAGUGGACGCCCUGAUGAAGUAGAACUUUUGUCUGAGAACCUGCGGGAGCUGCAACGCACGCUACAAGAGCAGAAACGAAAGAAAUAGUGACGGCCAUGAACCCUUUUUUAUAUCUCAUAUGGCUUUUCUCAGUUAUAAACAGGCCACUUCUGCUAAAGUGCACUAGACAAUGAUGUCAAAAAGCAAAUUUGAGGUUUGUGCGCAAGAACGUUUCAGUAGGGAAGCUGAAACGCAUGGAAUCACAAUAGAAUGUAACUUCACAAUUCAGUUGCAUCAAAUAGGUCGCUUUGAAAUUUAAUCAGUUGUUAUCAGUUACAAACAUAGACUACUAUUGCACUAGACAAAAAUAUGUCAUAAUGCAAAUUUAAGGUUCCUGCACAAAAUUCAGUAGGUGAGCAAAGUGAGUGUUAGCAUUGCUAAUUAUUCAAAUUGUUAGAUGUAUGCGAUCAAACCAAGUGUUAUUUGCAAAUAACAGGGUCCUUUUUUUAUUGAAAGUGGUUAAAAUGUGUGGUAAAGCUUUUACCAUUCAACAAAGUCAGUAUUUGAUGCACAUACUGUAGCUUCUGUGAGAUUUUGUUAGCAAAACACUAAAGCAAUGUUGUAAAAACAGUGAGUCUGGCAUGAUUGCACACCUGUUGCUUUCAAUUGUUCUACUAUCACUAGAUGGAAAACCUGAUGUCCAGCGUUUCUUACGUGGAAUUUUUUUUGGCCAAAUCUGCAAUGCUAAUUCCAGUGUUUAUUGAUGUGAUUUCAAAUUCUCUUGAGUCUAAUUUGUGUGUACAUAUAAUGCAGUUACAAGUGGCACUGAUUUCCAUUGUGAAUAGAUAAAGACUGAAAAUUAUUUGAUUUAGAAUCUCUACACAUACAUGCUCUAUGGAAACUCACAAUUGUUCUUCAAAGGGACAGUUCACCAAAAAAUGAAAAUUGUCUUUUCUCACCCUCGUGUCAUUCCAAACUGACUUCUGUAAAACAGAAAAGAUGAAGUCAGGCGAAAGUUUAAGACUGACAUCCAUUUACUCUCAGUGCAUCUUUUUCCCAUACAAUGAAAUUGAAGUCACUAACAUUCUCGAUAGCACUUUAUAAUGCUACGUUACAAAGUAUUUGUAAAGCAUUUGUGGUUGCACUUUAUUUUACAGUACGUGUACUUUCAGUUUACUUACAGUGUACUUACCCAAGAAAGUAAGAAAGAGUAAUGUUAGGUAACUAAAUAUACUUAAUAUGGGUUAAGGAUAGGUUUAGGGUUAGUACCUAGUAAUUACUGUAGUUGUUGUAAUGAUAUAGUGCGUAAAUGUAGAAUAGUACUGUAAAAUAAAGUGGUACCACAUUUGUUUAUAGUUUAUUCUUUAUUCAUAAAUCAUUGUUCCUACAUUGUUAAUAUACUUCUAGAGUAUAUACAAAUAGUAUGGUAUUCAUUUAUAGGUCUUGUGCCAAACGAUUUAUUAGUGUUUAAUAAGUUGAUAUAUAAGCAGUUUGAUAAUGUUUUUUUUAUCCUUAGGAAACAACUUGAUAAUCGUACAUAACUAAUGUAUUUCAGUUGAUGCAAACAGUGGAAUAGAAGUGUUAAUGAGAAUAUUUAGAGGGCAUAAAUCAGUAAUUAAUGAAGGAUUUAUACAUUUACAUAUGUUAUGAAUUUGGCAUAUUAAUGCUUAGUGUGUUUAACUGUUUUUGUAACACUAUUAAAGUAAUUACAUAAGUGUAUUUCCAAUCCUUAUAUGAUUUCUGUAUUAACUAUGAAUUUAUGCCAUAAAGUGCUCAUAAACACUUUUGUACAGGUGUGCAUCGGCUAAAAUACACAAGUUAGGCACGAUGAACAAUUUGUUUACUACUAGGGAUGAAAAAGCAUUAACAAACUGCUUAAAAUGAACUUAUUAAAUGUUAAUAAAUAGUUUGCUACACUGAACAUUACAUACUAUUCGCAUGUAGCCAAAUAAUGUUUUAAAAAUAUUAAGAAGAAAUAUAUAUAAUUUAUAUUUAAAAUUACAUUUAUAAUUUUACUUUAAACUAAUGAUACCAUGUAUUUACGAGGGUAAAUAAAUGACUAUUUUGUUUUUAGGUAAAUGACCCCUUUCAAGUUUUCAUAAUUGCUGGUUUUCUUCAGUCUUAUUCUCAAUAACACAUAAUGUCACAUGCAUGUUUCACUAACACUUGGAUUAUUGCUGAACACUAAGCCAGUUCUGCACUUGUAUGGUUGACCAUAGUGCUUUGUGUCAUUAUAAUUAACAGAGUAAAAUAUUUGUAACAUUAACAGCCUGUAAGCUGUUGGCUAAUGUUGUUAGUUUACACUGAGCAACAUCAGGUAUCAUCAAUGCAACACUAAUAAAACCGAUGUCAUCAGAACAUGGUCACAAACCAGUGUUCUUUAGAUUUAUUUGACAAAAUAACAUUAAUAAAGUCACAUCCAAACAUCA